AUGCAGUUCUUCACCCGCAUCACCGCGCUCGCUGCAGCUGCAGCCCCUUUCCUGGCCCAAGCUGCUCCCGUCGUGGCGCCUCCAGCAAACGAGAUCAUCCCCGGAAAAUACAUCGUUCAGCUGAAGCCUGAUACCGACGUUGCAUCCAUCGCAGCCCACCACAACACUGUGCGCAGCAUACAUGCCCGCAACCUCGCUCGACGAGGCGACGAUGGCCCCGUUGGUGCUCCAGUGGACCGCGAGUACGGGUUUGGCGACUUCAAAGCCUACGCUGGGUCAUUCGAUGAGGCGACCGUUGAAGAGCUGAAGGCUCUCCCUGAGGUCCUCACCAUUGAACCAGACUUUAUCGUGAGGAUCAACGCGGUGGUGACUCAAGCGAACGCACCGUGGGGUCUAGCCAGCAUCUCUUCCCGCAAGGCAGGAGCCACUUCAUACGUGUAUGAUGACAGUGCGGGCAAAGGCACCUUCUCUUACGUUAUGGACACUGGUGUACGUAUCAGUCAUAGCGACUUCGAGGGACGAGCCACUUGGGGCUACAAUGCCGUGAGAGGCACCGCCGACGCCGACAACGAAGGCCAUGGAACGCAUGUAGCUGGAACCGUGGGUGGCGCCAAGUACGGUGUUGCUAAGAAGACCAACAUUAUCGGCGUGAAGGUUCUGGACAGUGACACCGGAAGCGCAUCAGACGUCUUCGCCGGAUUUGACUGGACGGUCAACGACAUCGUUUCCAAGGGCCGCCAAAACACCGCCGUCAUCAACGUCUCCCUUGGCUCUUCCGCGUCAACAACAUGGGACGCUGCCAUCACUGCAGCCUGGAAGAAGGGCGUUCUCGUCGUGACAUCGGCAGGAAACGAGGAUUCCCCUGCUAUCAACAGCUCGCCAGCUCGCUCCCCUGAAGUCAUCUGUGUUGGAAACAUCGAAAUCACCAACAAGAGGCACAGCGGCGGUGGAGGUUCCAACUACGGCGCUGCGGUCGACAUCUUUGCUGCUGGAACAAACAUUGUAUCGGCAUCCAACCUGGGCGACACAGAGACGAGGACGCUGACCGGUACUUCCAUGGCAUCUCCUCAUGUAGCGGGCUUGGUCUCGUAUCUUCGUGGUCUUGAAGGGCCGUCAACUGCUGCCGAUGUCAAGGCGAGGGUGUAUGCGCUAGCUACGCCCAAUGUUGUUACGGAUCCCAUGGGCUCGGUGAACCUACUCGCGUUCAAUGGUAACAGCAAGUAG
Messenger RNA from Alternaria hordeiaustralica, 1224 nucleotides. RefSeq lists its product as uncharacterized. Bases 1 to 1224 code for a protein of 407 amino acids. The transcript has 3 exons. Gene Ontology annotation, biological process: proteolysis. The record is from RefSeq and is a predicted model, not a curated record. Gene Ontology annotation, molecular function: serine-type endopeptidase activity. Lineage: Eukaryota; Fungi; Ascomycota; Dothideomycetes; Pleosporales; Pleosporaceae.